Messenger RNA from Biomphalaria glabrata, 2838 nucleotides. Its product is annotated as DDB1- and CUL4-associated factor 7. Gene Ontology annotation, molecular function: protein binding. Bases 208 to 1251 code for a protein of 347 amino acids. The record is from RefSeq and is a predicted model, not a curated record. Lineage: Eukaryota; Metazoa; Mollusca; Gastropoda; Planorbidae. Gene Ontology annotation, cellular component: nucleus. The transcript has 9 exons.
AACCAAGUUAUAGCCCUUAGUAAAUAACAAUGGCCGAAUCAUAGACAUAAUAAAUUAUGUCCGUGGGCCAAAUAUCACAUCUCUUUUCCUUCUUUUAAUUAGGCAGUUAUUUCGUGCUUUGUCACUAAAAAACUGAUUAUUAGAUCUAGACUCUAGAUCUUUAUGUGACAGUACAGCAGAGUACAAAUUUAAAAAGAUUACUUGAAAAUGGCAAUGCCUCCUCCUGUACCCCCUGGGAAACGCAAAGAAAUUUACAAAUAUGAGGCACCAUGGACAGUGUAUAGUAUGAACUGGAGUGUGCGCCCUGAUAAGCGGUUUCGUUUAGCUCUUGGAAGCUUUGUUGAGGAAUAUAAUAAUAAGGUGCAAAUAGUCAGUUUGGAUGAGGAAACAUCAGAUUUCACAGCAAAAAGCACAUUUGAUCACCCAUACCCAACCACAAAAAUAAUGUGGAUACCUGAUUCUAAAGGAGUGUUUCCUGAUUUACUUGCUACAUCUGGUGAUUAUUUAAGAGUCUGGAGGGUUGGUGAUUCAGAAACUCGCCUCGAAUGUCUUCUAAAUAACAAUAAAAACUCUGACUUCUGUGCCCCGCUGACAUCAUUUGAUUGGAAUGAAGUUGAUGCUAAUCUCCUUGGCACCUCCAGCAUAGAUACAACAUGUACUAUAUGGGGUUUAGAGACUGGACAGAUAGUUGGUAGAGUCAACGUAGUGUCUGGUCAUGUCAAAACUCAGCUUAUUGCACAUGAUAAGGAAGUCUAUGACAUUGCUUUUAGUCGAGCUGGUGGAGGGAGAGACAUGUUUGCUAGUGUUGGAGCUGAUGGUUCAGUCAGAAUGUUUGACCUGCGUCACCUAGAACAUUCCACAAUCAUUUAUGAAGAUCAGCAGCAUGUGCCAUUGUUGAGGCUGGCUUGGAACAAACAGGAUCCUAAUUAUCUGGCCACUAUGGCCCUAGAUGCUCUUGAGGUUAUAAUCUUAGAUGUCAGAGUACCUUGCACACCAGUAGCAAGAUUGGCUAAUCACAGAGCUUGUGUCAAUGGGAUAGGGUGGGCACCUCAUUCAAGCUGUCAUAUUUGCACAGCAGGGGAUGAUCAUCAGGCAUUAAUAUGGGACAUUCAACAGAUGCCUCGAGCUAUUGAAGAUCCUAUCUUAGCCUACACAGCAGGGGGAGAAAUCAAUCAGAUACAAUGGUCAUCUACCCAGCCCGACUGGAUCAGUAUUUGCUAUAAUAAUUGCAUGGAGAUAUUGAGAGUGUGAAUGAUUGUAUGUCACUGUUCUUAUCUGCUAGGUUUAUUUAAAAAAAACAUUUUAAUCGACAGAGCAUACAAAUGAAUUCUUUCAUUUGUAAAUAGUUUUCUUGCUGCAUUAUUUAUCAUCAUUUAGAUUUCUAAUAAAAAAGGAUGUACUAAAUCUAAUGCUUAGAAUUUCCAAUAUAUAUAUAUAUAUAUUUAUAUACAUACGGAAAAUAACAAAAUGAAUAUAUAUAUAUAUAUAUUACAGUAAAAUUCGUUUUGUUGCAACAACUGUUUAAAAUUACUAAUCAACUUAUAAAUUAUAUAGAAUAAAAAAGUUCCUUUUCAAUUUCAAGCAGAAAAUUACUUUAUAACUGAUUAACUUUUUUUCCAGAGUAUUAUGUGUGUGAGUGUAUUAUAGUUGCUCUGUACUUGUAUAUAAACAUCAAUAAUCAUUAUUCAGUGAUGCUAUUGUACAUAUUUCCUAAAAAAUAAACAAAAUGUGCUCAUUCAUUUCUGUACAUUGACACAUAUCUCUGUAACAAUUUAUAUUUUUAGUUACUAUUUUUCUUUUUCCGUUUUCAUGAUUAUUGCUUCAGUGAAUCAUCCUGGAACCAAAAUUUUGUUGUCUCUUUAAAAUGCAUUAACAAUGUGACACCAUCACUUGAUUCUCUGUACAGCUAUAGCUCUUUGUUCAUUGAAAUCAUUUUAAAUCUUGUACAUUUUCAUUUGUGUCAAAGUGUUGUGAAAAUUGUCAUGAAUACUUCUGCUAUUCUUGUUCUGUUUUAGUGUUACAUGUUUUCGUAAGUUGCAACUUCUUUUUUUGAAAUGCAGUUUUGUAUAGUUUUAGAAAAUAAAAGUUUUUUCGGUAAUAAAUUGACUGUUUUAAGGGUUGAAAAAGAAUUAUGGAUCAAAUAUUUAAUACAUUAAUAGUGAAAUAACAAAUUUAAAAGCUGUUUCCAAAUGAAUCACUGAAAAACAUCUAUCGUGAUUUAAUUUAUUACAUUGAAGGAAUUUCAAGUAUUUGCAAUUAGCAUGAAAAAAUAUAUGGGGAUAGAAUUUAUGCAACAAAACAUUUAUUAUUGUCAAUGGUAGUUGCUUCUAAGGGGGAAAAAAAGACUCAUUUCCUUAUUUAAUAUUGGUAUGAAAUUAAAUUCUUAAUAUUUAUAAUAUAAUUUUAUUUGUAUAAGCUAAAAUAUCCCUCAUUUAUAAACAAACUACUGUACACCACUUGUUCAUAUUGUUAGCUUACAAUGUCGCUUGAAAUCACUACUGCAAAUUUGUACUAUUAUAAAAAUAAUAAACAAAUCAUGCUGUUAUUUAGAACUUAAAAUUUGGUGUUAGCCAGAAAGAAAAUACUUUAUUAAAUUGUUAAAAAAAAUCUUUUAAGACUUGAAAUUUGUUUACUGAUCUCAUACUGGGCCAUUUUUUUCUUCUUACACUUUGCAGCCAAUAUUUGAAAAACUGUAUUCACUUGUUUGUUACAGAAAAAUAAAAAUAUUUAUCAGCAUUUAUUUUAUUAGUGUUGAUAUUAUUUCAAUAAAAUGGGUCCAUGUUUAAUUCAAGGAAAAUGUCCAGGUUAUUGAAAAUAAAAAUUAUUGCAUAAGUUUAA